Trichoderma virens Gv29-8 is the source of this 1884-nucleotide messenger RNA. RefSeq lists its product as uncharacterized. Gene Ontology annotation, biological process: proteolysis. The annotation marks the transcript as partial. Lineage: Eukaryota; Fungi; Ascomycota; Sordariomycetes; Hypocreales; Hypocreaceae. The transcript has 5 exons. The record is from RefSeq and is a predicted model, not a curated record. Gene Ontology annotation, molecular function: calcium-dependent cysteine-type endopeptidase activity. Gene Ontology annotation, cellular component: cytoplasm.
AUGCCUCAGGAUUCCAUUCCGUUUCGCCCGCGGAAGUUGGUGAAGCACCAGACGCCGCAGGAGGCGAUUGAUGAGUUUUGGGCAAAGUUUACCACAAAGGCGCCGGGCAAAGCGACAACUGUGAUACCGCAGAAUCCAUACACUGCCAAGGUGGCUCGGAAGAAUGCCAAGGCUGCAUCCUCAUCAACAACAACUCAAGCGUCUUACGAAACCGCGGCAGCUAUGUGCCGGGCCAAGGUUGAAAAGAUUGUCCAAGAGUGCCGCCGAGUCAACAAAAAGUAUCGGGAUCCGCACUUUGACCUCGAGGCUGACCUGAAGCUCUGUCGCCGUGACUGCCUGGAAUCUCUCUCCAACUUUGAGCCUCUCGACAACCCAGGAAAAGACUUUAGACCUGGGAGCGCCAAACGCGUUGUGGAGAUAUUUGACAAGCCGCAGUUUUACGUUGAGGGUCCCACGGCUAAUGACGUGAGGCAGGGGAGAGAUGGGGAUUGCUGGCUCAUGUCGGCGUUGUGUACGCUGAGCAACAAGAAUGGGCUGAUUGAGAAGCUGUGCGUGGCGCAUGACCAGGACGUUGGCGUCUAUGGGUUUGUCUUUUACAGGGAUGGCGAGUGGAUUUCCGAGAUUGUGGACGACUUCCUCUAUCUCACCAAGUCUGACUACGACGAGAAGCACUGGGAGCGAGUCCUCUUUGACGAGCUAGAGCGUGUCAAUCCUGAGGAAGCUUACCGCAAGGUGUACCAGUCCAACAGCAGCGCCCUUUAUUUUGCUCAGUGCCAGCAUCCUCAAGAGACUUGGCUCCCGCUCCUUGAAAAGUGCUAUGCAAAAGCUCACGGAGACUAUGCUGCCAUCGAGGGCGGGUAUGGAGGCGAGGGUAUUGAGGAUCUCACGGGCGGAGUUACCUCUGAGAUUUUCACUACGGACAUUCUUGACAAGGAGUAUUUCUGGAAAGAGGAACUGCUCAAAGUAAACCAAGAUUUUCUCUUCGGCUGCAGUACGGGCGUCUGGGGGGUGAAUUGGGGUGAGCGGAAGGGGAUUCUUGAGCUUCAUUCUUACUCCAUCCAAAAGGCUGUGGACAUUGACGGCAAACGGCUGCUCCGACUCAAGAACCCCUGGGGCAAAGGAGAGUGGAAAGGACCAUGGAGCGACGGUUCCAAAGAGUGGACUCCCGAGUGGCUUGAGAAACUGGAUCAUCGAUUUGGCGACGACGGAGACUUUUGGAUCGCUUACGAGGAUUUACUACAGAAAUAUCAAGCUUUUGAGAGAACUCGCCUUUUUGAUGAGACGUGGCGGGUAUCUCAAAUCUGGACUACUGUCAACGUUCCUUGGAUGCUGGACUACCAUGACACACACUUUUCUUUACGCAUCACCAAGCCUGGUCCGGUCGUCAUUGUGCUGGCGCAGCUGGAUGAUCGAUACUUCCGUGGCCUCCAUGGCCAAUACAAGUUUGAGCUAGCGUUUCGCGUUCAUAAAGCUGGCCAUGAGGAUUAUCUUGUUCGCAGCCAGGCGCCGUACCGCAUGAGACGCUCUGUCAAUGUCGAACUUGACUUGGAGGCAGGCGAGUAUGAUGUUCGCGUCAAGAUUGACGCAACUCGCCUCGACAGAAUCUUGCCCAUUGAGACAGUGAUCCGAAAUAAUGCCAAGAAGCGGCGAGAGAAGCUGACCCGUAUUGGUCUUGCCUACGAUCUCGCACAUAGCAAAGGCAAGAUUGUUGAGAGUCCAGAAGAAAAGACUGCGAGAGAAGCACAUGAGAAACGUAUCAAGGACAAGGAGCUGCGCGAGAUCAGAGAGAAAAUUCUUGAACGUCGAAAAGAUGACCAUCAUCUCAAUAUUAAACAACUCUCGAGGAUCCAAAGGCGUGAAAAGGAACGGAGGGAAAAGCAAAAG